Molecule: messenger RNA, 1405 nt
Organism: Aureobasidium musti
Lineage: Eukaryota; Fungi; Ascomycota; Dothideomycetes; Dothideales; Saccotheciaceae
Source: the annotation of a GenBank genome assembly
GGACCAUGAGCUGUUGUACAAUUACACCUUCUUCCGUAUCGUUGACUCAUCAGACAUGGCAGAAAUAGCAGCUGGAGCCCUUGUCGCCGAACAGGCUGUGUCUACCACUGUCGAAGCCAGUGCCGUCGCUGGAUACGCUGUUGCCAAACCUACAGUACCUCUGAAAGCUACCUUUUCGCAAAUCGCUACUGCAGACAAGGACGAUACUACGUAUCCACCCUCUCCUGGCCUUCCAAAAAAUAUGGAAGCUGAUAUAUGUCUAGCNUUGGCUCUUGCACGCUCACAUCAUACCGUCAGCAUUGCCAAUGACAAGGCAUGCAUCUUUGGGGGUCAAUCGACUGGCGGGAAGCUGGCAUCUAACGACAUCCACACCGUGACUCUUCCUCUGAAGCAAACCAGUCCAACAGACAUUGCUUACGCCUGCUACCCAGCUGUUCCUCGCGAUGAAGGAGCUGCUGUGCCAAAAGCACGCACAAGACAUGCUGCUUGUGUUCAAGGUCAUGAGCUCGCUGUAUUCGGCGGUUGUGACGAGCAACACUCACUUGUAGACCCAGACUCUUCCUUGUGGAUAUGGAACAUCGAGUCAACAAAAUGGCAUCAGAUUGUGACAGAUAGCCCGAAGCCCUCGCCUAGAUUCGAUCACAAGCUGUUUCAUUACGGCGGACAUCUCUUGCUUCAUGGCGGACGAUCGUCUCCUGUAACUCAGCUCAACGACACUUGGUUCUUCGAUAUGAUCUCGCACGCUUGGACUCAGCUGCCUGAUGCUCCAGAGCAGUCUGAAAGUGUAGCCUUUGCUGACGGCACACUCUACCUAGUCACCAAUUCGCCAGCUGAGGGCAUCACUCAUGUAUACAGACUUGAGAUUGGUGACAGCGUUCCCGCUCCAGGAUCGCCACACGGACUAGAAUGGCAGAGAAUCACCAAUCCCUCAGAAGUUCCAUCGCCUGGCCCAGGGGCUCGAAUCGGUGGCGCGCUAGUGCCCAUAACCACUGGGUAUGGCCGUCUGUAUCUUGUCUACUUCUUCGGUAGUAAGGAAAACCAUGCGGACCCUGAAGAACUCGAAAAAUCAAUCGAGUCACGCGACACAACUAGACCUAUUGAGUCCGAUCUAUGGACCUAUCAGCUGCCAUCCAAGUCGACCAAACCUACAACGUGGACAGACUUUAAACCGGCUGCCAUCAAAGAUAUAAUUCGGGACAAGUUGGGCUACAAGAGUGGUGGUUACGAGUGGGCUGAAAUUGAAGUGCAAGCUACAGAGCAGAGCGGCCACGAGGGCAAAGUGCACCCUGGACCUCGAGCGUUCUUCGGAGCAGAUGUCACGAGCGAUGGNAAAAGUGUAGUCAUAUGGGCGGGAGACAAUGCAAGAGGCGAGAAGGAAGCGGAUGGCUGGCUCAUCCACUUCGAA